This is a messenger RNA of Pseudophryne corroboree (corroboree frog), 3054 nucleotides long. RefSeq names its product chloride anion exchanger-like. The coding region runs from base 1 to 3054 and encodes 1017 amino acids. The record is from RefSeq and is a predicted model, not a curated record. Lineage: Eukaryota; Metazoa; Chordata; Amphibia; Anura; Myobatrachidae. Gene Ontology annotation, molecular function: chloride transmembrane transporter activity; bicarbonate transmembrane transporter activity; oxalate transmembrane transporter activity. Gene Ontology annotation, cellular component: plasma membrane. The transcript has 22 exons. Gene Ontology annotation, biological process: transmembrane transport.
AUGUUAUGUAACGUCUCAGAGUUCCAGGAGCCGAUGACAGGUGUUGGUGAAAUAAUUGAUUACCUCUCCGAUCACAAAAUGUUCAACUUCCAGACAAUACUGAACAGGUUUAGAAAAAGAAAUGUAAAUCCUACAGAAGUACCACUGGAUGAAACGGUGAAGAUUCCUAUGGAGAACAAAUACUUGGUGGCAAGGCCAAUCUACUCUGAGGAUUCCUUCAGUGCUGAGAAUGAACUAGUGCAGAGACAUCACACCACAAUACUAGACCAAUUAAAAAGGACAUGUAGGUGUUCUGCUCAGAAAGCAAAGAGAAUUACCUUCAACUUUUUCCCAAUCCUUUCCUGGCUUCCUCAGUAUACAUUGAAAGAGUGGAUUCUCAAUGACAUCAUUUCUGGGGUCACCACAGGGCUUGUGGCGGUGUUACAAGGUCUGGCAUAUGCUCUUCUAACAAAUGUACCACCAGGAUAUGGACUCUAUGCAGCCUUUUUUCCAGUUGUGGUCUAUUUUUUCUUUGGAACAUCUAGACACUUAUCUGCUGGUCCAUUUCCUGUUACAUGCCUGAUGGUUGGGUCCGUUGUGUCUAAUUUAGUAUCUGUUACAUCUACAAGUACUGGCAAUUCUACCACAGCCAAUAGCACUGAUGAAACAUUGAUAAAUGAACAAAAAGUAACGGUAGCAGCAUCUUUGACGUUCCUCGUGGGGAUUGUUCAGUUGAUUAUGGGAUUUCUGCAGUUUGGUUUCAUAGUCAUAUAUUUAUCAGAGCCAUUGAUUAAUGGUUUCACAACAGCUGCAGCCAUUCAAGUUGUGAUAUCACAACUAAAAUAUGUCUUUGGACUUACAGUCCCCACAUUUAAUGGACCACUUGCCAACUUUCUUGAACUCCAGGCUAUUUUCUUCAAUUUACGAAACACAAAUAUUGCUUCUCUUGUUAUAUCAAUUAUCGUAAUGGUUGUACUUUAUAUUUCAAAAGAGGUCAAUGAUUAUUUCAAAGCAAAAAUGCCUGUACCCAUUCCAAUAGAAAUUAUACUGACAAUAAUUGGUGCUGGAGUUUCAUAUGCAUUUGAUCUCCAAAACAGAUUUGGUGUACCCAUUGUAGGAACAAUUCAGAGAGGCUUUCAACAUCCUGUUGCUCCAAGUUUGGCUGUUUUCCAAGCAAGCAUAUCCAAUUCUAUCUCUACUGCUAUUGUUGGAUUUGCUGUGGCUUUCUCUGUGGCACAAGUUUAUGCAGUGAAGCAUAAUUAUACCAUUGACGGCAACCAGGAAUUAAUAGCAUUUGGACUGUGUAACAUAGUAUGUGGUGCAUUCAAAGGAUUUGUGGCAAGCACAUCCUUAGCAAGGUCAUCAGUACAAGAAAGCUCUGGAGGCAAAACCCAGAUUGCUGGUAUAUUAUCAGGUGGAAUUGUCUUAAUAGUAACAUUAGCCCUUGGAUUUCUUCUGGAGCCACUUCCAAAGGCUGUCCUAGCAUCCAUUAUCAUCAUAAAUUUGAAAAGAAUGUUAAUGAAAUUCAAUGAACUUCCUCUUUUGUUCAGAAGGGAUAGAUAUGAUUUAGUUGUAUGGGUUGUAACAUUUUUGGGUUCAGUGAUUCUUGGCUUGGAUCUUGGGCUGGCAGUGGGUGUUGGAAUUGAGCUACUAACAGUCAUAUUCCGUAUUCAAUUCCCAAAGUAUGCAAUGCUUGCUAAUAUUGGAAGAACAGACAUCUAUAAAAACAGAAAAGACUAUAGUGAUAUUUAUGAGCCAGAUGGCAUUAAAAUAUUCAGAUGUCCAGCUCCUAUCAUUUUUGCUAACAUUGAUGCCUUCAAAGAAAAACUUUUAACUUCAGUUGGCUUUAAUCCAUUGUGGCUCCUUCGUAAACGCAAUAAGGCUCUACAAAAGAUUACCAAAUUAGCAAAAAAGGGAGCAUUACAUAUGACACCGAAAGGUUUAGUAUCGACUUCAUUUGAUUAUGAAGUGUCUGAUGAUGAAGAACUGAGCAAUAACAGAUUAGAAGAGUUAGACCAGCGACCAAACACUGAUGAUCUGCCAAUUGUUGUGGACUGGAAUGAAGAUCUUCCAAAUAACAUCCAGGUUCCCAAAAUUGAUCUUCACAGCUUGAUUCUGGAUUUUGGAGCAGUGUCAUUUAUUGAUAUGUCUGGAAUGAAGGCUUUGAAAGCAAUUCUAAAGGAAUUUUACAAGGUUGAAGUUGAUACGUACAUUGCUGGUGCUGACUGUUCUGUCCUGGACAAGUUGAAGAGAAGUGAAUUUUUUGACAAAGAUAUAAAAACGUCAAUAUUUUUUCUUACUGUCCAUGAUGCAGUUUUGCAUGUCCUUGAAAAAAAAGGCUUGGAAUAUGCAUUUAAGUCUGACUCUGAAAAGGAUGCAGGAAGUGGUUUGUCUUUACAUGGAAUGACAAAUGGAACCAUUUACAUCAAUGAUCAUGUAGUAGACAAAUUUAUGUCAGAUGUGUCUGACCUGAAAUCGGAACUUGGAUCCAUGUCACGCUGGAUAUCUGUGACUGAAAAUAGGAUUGGAGUGAAUUUCAAGGAAAUUGAAGAUCUUAAAGAACAGGUCGCCUCUCUUUCUUCUUCUCGCCAACAUAUGUUAAAGAUUGACGAUCUUGAAAAGAGAUUGAAGCAUUUUACAGAUUUAUUGGGAAUCCUGAAAGAAUUAUCUUCUCUUGAAAUCGAGAGAGCUCACAGGUUGGGCCCACCACGCGAUUCCAACCAAUCCGGGCCCCAUCCAGUUAUCUUUAAAUGCUUGAACUUUCAACAUAAGGAACUGAUUUGGGCUGCCGCCAGGAAUACGGGACCUCUUCACUGGGAUGGCCAAAGACUGUUCCUAUUUCUGGAUUAUUCUGCAGAGGUUUCAAGGGCCAGAAGGGAAAUGUCGUCAAUUUGUUCCCAACUAGUGAAGAAUGGCACUAGAUUUUCUCUUCUUUAUCCUGUGCGGCUGUGCAUCUUCACUCCACAAGGUCCAAAGGAUUUCACAUCAGUGGACUCUGCUAAAGACUUUGUGUCCGAAACUACGGAAUCAUCGAGGUCGGUUUCUGCUUCAGUCUCUAUGGAUCAUAAUGAUUGA